Xenopus tropicalis (tropical clawed frog) is the source of this 10247-nucleotide messenger RNA. Lineage: Eukaryota; Metazoa; Chordata; Amphibia; Anura; Pipidae. The record is from RefSeq and is a predicted model, not a curated record.
GUAAUGCGUCAUUACGCUUACGUGAGUCGAGACGCCACUCUCGCGUGAUGAGACUUACGGCGCAGGGAACACAGGAGGCUAGGAGCCUGCAGUUAACAGUUUUGCGGGAGCUGUUCACAUAACAAACUUGUGGUAGUUGGGGGUUAUAAUGCUCCAUGGGAACAAUCCCCAGGAUACCCAGCCAGCUCCCAAGCCUAGCUCAGGAAAUGAUGGAGACCAGCAAAGGACUCAGAAAACUACUCCGCCGUCUCCUGCACAGUCGUUUACACCAACAGUCAGUUCACCUGCACCCCAGUCUCCAAGUUACCAAAUCCAGCAUCUCAUAAUGAGCAGGAAUCCUAUGCCUGGUCAGAAUGUAAAUAUCACCCUACAGAAUGUAGGUCCCGUGGUGGCGGGAGGCCAGCAGAUAACGCUUACCUCAUUGCCAAUAUCCAGUCCUGCUUCACCAGGCUUCCAGUUCAACACACAGCCCAGAAGGUUUGAGCAUGGUUCUCCAUCUUACAUCCAGGUUACCUCACCAGUAUCUCAACAGGUUCAGACUCAGAGCUCUACACAACCCAAUACUGUGCCAAUUCAAGCACUACAGGGUGUCCGAACAGGAACUUCAUCAGCCAGUUUGGGUAUGUGUAGUCAGAGUCCUACUCGUGGUUUUGUGGAUGCUGGUUUACUGGUAAGGCAGCUUAGCCUUGGUCCUUCUAAUACAGGGACCUUUGUUAUUCAGGAGGGUUCUGGAUUAACACAGAUUGCACAAAGUGCACAGGUGCAUCUUUCUCCUGGAACUCCUACAGUCCCAGCACACAGUCUUCUUCACUCCAAUUCACAGGCAGUUGGCCCUGUACAUCAGUUUGGGUCACAGAGUUCUGUGGCCGGUUCAGUUAAUGUACAGUCUCCAUCAACUCCAAGCCAUUUAACCACCAACUUAUCACAACAGCUAAGCAGUAUUAUCCAGGGUCAGAUUAUUCAACAACAACAGCAGCAGCAGUUACUCCAUGGGCCGCAGGUUAGUAGAACCUUUAGCUUUGAUAGGACUUCCAGUGGGAUGAUAGCUGGUAUAUCUGGAAAUUCAGCUUUUGGGAUAACAUCUGCAGCUACUCCAACAAGUCCAUCACAAGUGACUGGUCCUCAGGCAUUUUCUAGUCUUCCCCUUACUACAGCCCCAGGCACCACACUGAAAAAGCAAACAAAAAAGCUUGAGGAGAUACCACCUGCUACUCAAGAAGAUGCUUUGCUAAGGAAGCUUUGUUUGGAUCAUCACCACCAACAAAUGCAAGCCCUAAAGGAGACCUAUACUGAAUAUUUGAUAGAACUAUUCUUCCUACAACAUUGUCAAGGCAACAUGAUGGAUUUUUUGCCUUUUAAGAAGAAACGUAACAUAUAUCAGAACUUUCUUAGGCAAAAUGACUUGGAUCUAGAAGUAGAUGAGGAGGAAACAGAGAAGAAUUCUUCUCAGGCUGUAUAUGUCCAGACUCCUGAUCCUCCUGCAAGUUCAGUGAUAGAGGCACCAGCUGACAUGGAAAUCCAAGCCUCCGAUCCAGCAAUGAAGCAGUCCCAGUCACCAAUGGUAACUCUUGGCCUUCCUCUGCUUCCACCUGUUACAGCCCGAAGUGUGAUGGAUGCUGGGAUGUCCCCCUCUAAACAGACAUGUACUUCUGUUGCUAACAAGCAAAACGAUGCUGCAAAGAUUUCCAUGUUACAGAAUGCUGCGGGGCCACAAUCACCGUUCAGAACCCAGCUGCCUACAAUGCCAGUCUCUUCUGUGCAGACUGCUAUGCAUCUUGCACAGCAGCAACAGCUUAUUACAGAGGCCCAUUCCCAGACUAUGGUGAAACAGUCUUCUGGCCAACCACCUUUGCACAACCAAAGCGCUCAGCCUUCUCAAGAGAAGAUGGUAGAUCAUUUCUCCUCCUUGAAACAGCCUCCAGUGCCGGCCUCUGCAUCCAAGAUGGGCUCGGACUCUGUUAAAACUGCAGUUUCUGUAGGUUUAAAACCUACUUCUUUAACAUCCCCAUCGCCCAGCAUUCCGGAUUCUGUACCACCUGCUGUUGCUGUUUCACCAAAGAGAAUAUUAUCACCUGGUGCCAGCAAAGCAGUAUCUCCUGCCUCACGGUCCCCUGGAUUGGCAGGUCCCCAGUCUCAGGAACCUCAAUGCCUUGCACCAGUUCCUGGGGAUGCUCAGCAAGAAGCUCUUGUUCCAAAACCAGUAGAACAGGAAAGCCAUAUCCAUCAGCGCAUUGCAGAGCUGCGAAAGGAAGGCAUGUGGUCACCAAGAAGAUUGCCCAGGCUUCAAGAGCCUUGCAGAACUAAGUCUCACUGGGACUAUCUUCUGGAAGAAAUGUCAUGGAUGGCUGCUGAUUUUGCCCAAGAGAGGUUGUGGAAGCAGGCUUGUGCUAAGAAGCUGGUCAGAACAGCUGCUAGGCAUUGCCAAGAGAAACAGCAGAAAGAUGCCAGAGCCAAGAAGGAGGAUGAAGACCGAUUACGACGCAUAGCAUGGUUAGCAGCCCGGGAAAUACAGUACUUUUGGUCCAAUAUAGAACAGGUGGUUGAAAUAAAACUACAGGUAGAAUUACAAGAAAAGAUGAAAAGAGCAUUCUCCGCGCAAAAAAAACUACACAAAGGUGUUGAACCUAAAAAGCUUGAUGCGCAGAAUAAAGUGGACCAAGCUAUUUCAGGGACCAACAUUAAUCCUGAGAGUUCCAGAGUGGAGAAUAACGAGAAUGCUGUGAAAGCAGAUGGAAACCAGAAAGCUGUGAUUUCGAUAGAGGCCCUUUUGACUAUUGAAGGUUCCAAUACAACUCCGCUAGGAGCACGAAAACAUUGCCGUGACAUUGCUGAGGUUGCUGCUGCAGCUGAACUUUUACUUCCACGAGGCAGUUCUCGCAUCUCUUGUCUUGUGAAAACCAGCCAGCUACCUCUACUCCAUGGCACCCUCCGAGAGUACCAACAAGUUGGAGUGGAGUGGUUAGUAAAGCAAUACAAGAAGAACCUCAAUGGGAUCCUGGCUGAUGAAACAGGCCUUGGGAAGAACAUCCAGGUGAUUGCACUGUUUUCACAUCUAGCAAGUAAUGAAGGAGUUUGGGGACCAUACCUAAUUGUAGCACGCAGCUGCAAGAUAUUAAAAUGGGAGUUGGAACUCAAACGCUGGUGUCCAGCUCUAAAAAUUCUUUUGUAUUUUGGCAGUCAGAGUGAACUCAGAAGAAAGAGACAGACAUGGAAUGAACCGAACAACUUUAAUGUUUGUAUUACCUCAUACAAGCAGUUCUUUAAGAGCCAUAAGGCUUUCAAGAAAAUGAGGUGGAAAUAUCUAGUUCUGGAUGAAGUACAUCAAAUCAAAAACAUGACAGAAAUGCACUGGGAGGCCAUCUUAAAUUUACCAAGCCAGCGCCGGCUGCUUCUCAGGGACAACCCACUGCCCCACACAUGGAAGGAACUGUGGACCAUGGUGCACUUCCUCAUUCCCGGCUUGUCCAGGGCAUACUUGGAUUUUCCAGUGAAUGAAAAUGACCAAGAUCACGACUACAGACACACAAUUUCUAUUAGAUUGCACAGGUCAACACAGCCCUUUAUACUACGGCGGUCCAAGAGAGAUGUAGAAAGGCAGUUAACAAAGAAGUCUGAGCAUGUCCUCAAGUGCCAAUUGUCUAACCGCCAGCGAGCUCUCUAUGAAGAUGUUAUGAUGCAGCCAGGGACACAGGAUGCUUUGAAAGGAGGACAUUUUGUCAGUGUUCUCCAUGUUCUAAUGCAAUUGCAGAGAAUUUGCAACCACACCGAGCUAGUGGAUCCCCGCCUUAAACAUUCCUCUUAUGCUCUUAAAGCCAUUAAAUACAAAACAGCGUCUCUAAUCCUUCGUGCAUUGCUGCGUGAUCCAUGGAAGAAUGUGGAAUUGGCCUCCCUUAAUUUGAUUGGGAUGGAGAAUAAUAUGACUCGUUUUGAAGCGCAAGUGCUUCCUAAGCAGAAAGUGACCAGGAAAUUGAUUCAGGAGAUCUAUAAUUCCCCCAAUCCACCUGUAAGACCCAGUCGUGUUAAAAUCAAACCAAGCAGGCUGUUUGAGCCAGUUUUGUAUGGACAAAAACCAGAAGGACGGACAGUUACUUUUCCAAGUGCUCCACAGACACGUACAGUGACUCAAACUACAGCCACUGUCUCACAGCAAGGACAAGUGAGACGUUCACCUGUCACAACACCUGCUGUACCUCAGGGAGCUAAAGCACCUGCUACCCAGGGUCACACCCCUCCUGUGCAAGUGGGAGCCCCCAGACCUCAAGCUCCAGCUGCCUUUGCCACAGCUGCACCUGUAAGGCAGCUAAGUCAGCCCCCCCAGCAGAACAUACCAUCCCCAAGGCUGGUUCUGAGCUCUCAGGCGCGAUUACCAACUGGAGAACUUGUCAAGAUUGCUCAGUUGGCCUCUACAGGAGGUGCUCAAGGCAGGGUGGCACAGCCUGAGACCCCAGUUACUUUGCAGUUUCAAGGAAACAAAUUUACUCUGUCCCAGAGCCAGCUACGUCAGCUCACUGCUGGUCAGCCUUUACAGCUACACGGUAAUGUUCUGCAGAUUGUUUCAGCUCCAGGGCAGUACCUUCGUCCACAAGGUUCUGUUGUUCUGCCAACCAUGCCACAAGGUACAACAACAAAUACUGUACGAAGCCAGAAUCCAGUGGGAGCUCCCCUUCCCAGCACAGUGUCAUCAACAGGACUUGUUGCGGGGCGAAAUGUGCAGACUUGUUCUACAACAGCUGAUUCAGUGCCCAAAUCCAAUCAGGCUGUAGUGAGUCCAGCUCAGGAAUCUGCAGAAGAAAAGCAGCGUGUGAUAAAAGAGCGCCUGGAUCGCCUCUUCUUCUGUAAUGAGCUCCGUUGUGCAAGAGCACCCAUCUACGGAACAGACUUAUUAUCUUUCUGCUCCUUAAACUCUCCUGGAGCUUGGCCUCCUUCACAGGGCACAGUAUGGAGCUGGACAGGCUCUGUGAACUGCUUUCUAUCCUCUCACUCCCCUGAGAACUCAAGUGAUCUACUACGGCACCUUAUUCCAUCCCAUGAUCAGCAGAAGGCAUCCUUGGAACCUCUUGCUAAAAGCGCUCUCUGUGUGGUCCCACCGGUAGUAGCAGCUACUCCAGUACUAAUGGUACCGAAUCCUCCUCCUGCAUACAUUCAUAGCUUAAAGAGGCUAGAACAUGGUCUGAGGGAUCAGCUUGCUCCUGUUCUACGUGAACUGAGAGAGCGUACCACUCCUCACUGCUUGCCAUUUCCUGAUCUUAAACUCAUCCAGGCUGAUUCAGGAAAGCUGGAAGCCCUUGCUGUCCUGCUCAGGAAGCUGAGAUCUGAAGGCCGGAGGGUUCUUAUCUUUUCCCAAAUGCUUCUGAUGCUGGACAUCUUAGAGCUCUUUCUGGACUUCCAUUCUCUGACCUUUCUGAGAAUUGAUGAUAAUGCCAACUCCGAGCAGUGCCAAGACUUGAUGAAGACUUUUAAUAGAGACCAACGAAUCUUCUCCGUUCUCUUGUCUACUCACAUUCCUAAUCUGGGGGCAUACCAAGUGGAGGCAGACACAGUUAUAUUCUAUGACAGUGAUUUGAAUCCUGUUAUGGAUGGAAAAACCCAGUCUUGGUGUGACCUUGUUGGAAGGUCAAAGGAUAUACAUGUAUACAGACUUGUUAGUGCUAACUCAAUAGAAGAGAAGUUGCUGAGGAAUGGAACUAAGGAUCUGAUUAGGGAAGUGGCUGCUCAGGGCAGUGACUAUUCUUUGGCCUUCCUAACACAGCAAACUAUCCAGGAGCUUUUUGAAGUCUGCUCUCCUUUGGAAGACUCUGGAGUAAAAGCUGAAGAGUUUGUGCUGCUAUCGCAGGAACCAUCACCUUCUGAUACAAUCACAGCUAAAGUUGCAAAACCAUUUGUGGAGGCUUUAGUUGAGAUUGAGCACAUCAACGAGGACAUUACUGACCCAGUGGAAGAGGAUGGGCCAAAUGCCAAUACUGGUAUAAGCCAUGCAGUUAAUGGGGAACCAGUUGGUCUUUCAGAACCUUCCCAGUUCCAGGAACUCGUUGAACUCAUGCAGCAGCUGACUCCCAUAGAGAAGUAUGCACUGCAUUAUCUGGAAUUAUUCCAUAUCCAGAGAGCUGAAGCACAUGAUGAAUGCACUGAGGAGAAGCUAAAUGCUGCCAAAAGAGAGUGGGACUCUAAACAUCUGCGAGAACUUAAGGAACGGGAGGAGGUGCAGUGGGAAGCAGAAGAGGAGGAGCUACUGACUUACACUCGGGAAGAUGCAUAUAACAUGGACUUUAUUUAUGAUGGAACAGAUGGACAGACUGAAUUAAUGCCGGUCUGGACUCCACCGACCCCACCACAAGAUGAGAAUGACAUCUACAUAGAUUCUGUUAUGUGUCUGAUGUAUGAUACCAAUCCCAUUGUGGAGUCUAAACUUCCUCCAGUUUAUAUGAGAAAGGAGCGCAAGCGACACAAGACUGAUCCAACUGCUGCAGGUCGCAAAAAGAAGAUGCGACAUGGAGAAUCAGUGGUUCCACCUCGUUCGCUGUUUGACCGAGCUGUGCCAAACCCGCUUAAAGUGCGGAAGGAGGGCAAGGAGCAGAAGAAAAACAUACUCUUGAAACAACAAACUCAGUUUGCAAAACCUCUUCCAACUCUCAUUAAGCCUGUAAUGGAAUCUGGGCCAGACAAUCCAGAAUGGUUAAUUAGUGAAGACUGGGCUCUUCUGCAGACAGUCAAGCAGCUCCUAGAACUACCUCUCAACCUCUCCGUUAUUUCCCCUGCUCACACUCCCAACUGGGAUCUUGUGAGUGAUGUGGUGAACUCCUGUAGUCGAAUCUACCGAUCAUCUAAACAGUGUCGCAGUCGUUAUGAGAAUGUCAUCAUUCCAAGAGAAGAAGGAAAGUUAUUGUAUGAUGUCAGUCCAAAGAAGAAGUCUGAAAACGUAUUUAAGACCAAGCCUUUACGGACUAGCCAGAUCUAUGCACAGGAUGAAGGCAUGACACACAGCCAGCUGUUUGCUACAAGAUUUGAACUAAUGAAGAUAAUCGCAGGGAAGAGGAGUCAGCCUAGCAAACCAGUACUUGGAGGCAAUCCAUUCCAAAAGAACCCCAAGCAUGCUUCAGUUCUGGCAGAGAGUGGCAUCAACUAUGACAAACCCCUUCCCCCAACCCAGGUUGCAUCACUACGUGCAGAUCGUAUAGCAAAGGAGAAAAAGGCUUUAGUAGAACAGGCUCGAGCACAACAGCAGUCGGGCCCCUCACAACAGCAACCUCAGCAAAAUGGGCAACAACCAGCUCAAACAGCCACAGUGCAGCCAGUACAGAGCCAAACCCAACAACUUGCUGUCACCCAGUCCCAGGUGGUAGUACAGCAGCAGCAGCAAGUGACCAAGGCACCCAGUACAAACACAACUCCCAUCUCCAGCCCAGCACUGCUGACUGGUGCCAUCAAGACUACUGUGCCUGGAACUAACAUAGCUACAGGAACUGUCAGCGGUAAUGUGGUUGUGUCUGGGGUGCCUCCUACUUCCUUCCAGCCAAUUAACAAGCGCCUUGUGUCACCAGUGGUAACUGGGACUGUUUCUGCUUCUCCAGCAGCUACUACACAAAUGGUCCAGCAGAGAACAGCAGCUACUGCCACACUCCCCGCUGAGAUGGUGACCAUAGCAACUAGCCAGGGGGUACGGGCAGUUACUCCGGUAACUGGAGGAGCUGUUGUCACUACUAACCUCACUCAAGUACAGACCCAGGCUCGGGCCGUAGUAACCCAGGUGACAACAGCCACCACUGGAGGUGUCCAACCAACUAGUAAAACUUUAACCCCAGCCCAGCUACAAAUCUUCAGGAGUCAGCAAGCGAAUCAAGUGCAUGUUCCCCAAAUUCAGGCUCAGGCGUCAGGUCAAAUAAAGGCUGUUACCAAGGUGUCCCAGGAGCAGUUGUUAAAGCUGCAGAAACAGAAGCUGCAGCAGGUGGCACAGACUGGAACCCUGGCUGGCACAACACAAGUACAGGUUCAACCUCAACAAACUCAGCAGCUUGCUACAGUUACUGCUUCCCGUGCUGGAGCAGUCCUUGCUAGUACGACUAUGACCAAUCUGCAGGUGGCACGGCUGUUGCAGGCCCAAGGUCAGAUCCAAGCACAGUCAGGACAGACAGCGCAAGUCGCCCUGGCCAAGCCACCAGUUGUGUCAGCGGUUGUCUCACCAGGGGGAGUCACCACUUUACCAGUUACAGUAGCAGGAAUCAGUGUUUCAAUAAAUCAGCCCCAGAAGGUAGCAGGGGGUCAAACAGUUGUUGCACAACCAUUACAUAUGCAGCAAGUGCUAAAAGUGAAGCAUCCUACCCAACAGCAACAGAAAGCUCUCCAGUCACAGCCUUCACUGGGGCAGCAGAAGCCUUACCUUUCCCUCCAGAUAACUACACCCCAAGUAUCCACUGCAUCCCAGCAGCAAAAGGUCACCUAUACCACACAACCAGGGAUUAAAACUCAGUUCUUAACCACUUCCUUAAGUCAGGCACAGAAGGCAGUUGGAACUCAGCAAGUGCAAGCCCAGAUACAGGUUGCAAAAAUUCCCCAAGUGGUUCAGCAGCAAGCAGCAAUUGCCACACUUCAGCAAGUUGUGUCUGCAUCACAGCAGGUCCAGCCACAAACAGUGACCCUGACCCAAGCAACAGCCCCAGGACAGCCACAGGUGCAGAUGAUACAAGCCCAUGUAGUACAACAGAAGCUUCUACAGCAACAAGUCAUUGCAGCAGCUGCUUCACCACAGAUCCAGGCACCAGACGGUCAAAGCACAGUACCAGGUCUGGUCUCGGCAGAUGCGCAGAACCAGCAGGCCAAGUUGCAAGUCCGAACCCCAACUGUCAGGAUCAAAGCUCCCACUAAACCCAGUUGAGAAGCAAGUGGGACAUAUUUGAAUCAAGAAGCCAUGUUAACGAAUUCUUACACCUUGUAUUUGUUAAAGCCUUUGUGCCUGAGGGGGCCUUUGAAUAGUACAGGACCAUUCUCAAUCAAGGGGAGCAAGUCAAUGCCAGGGGAAAUAUUCUUUACUUCAGGGAAAUACUUUCAUUAUCAUCCAUUUUUUCUCGAAGAGUCAUUUCUUGAUUGCUCUGGCCGUCAUCAUCUUUAAAACUCUUUAAUUAUUUCAGAAUAUCUUGAGCUCAGGAUUCCAUUUGUCUGGCUUACUACAGACAAAUUAGCUCAUUCCUUCAGGACAUUCAGCUGGUUGAAGAAAGUGUGGAAUACUGUAGGCCAUGUAAACAAUGCUAACAUAUUUACUUGACUGAUAAAUCAGGUGUAUACUAUCCAUAGUAGCACAAAUCAUUGUCUUAUGUGAAGGAACUGAUCAGUGCUACUGUUGCACAAAUGCACACGCUUAUUACUUGGGGUAUUGUAUGCAUGCUUCAUAAAAGUGUUCAGAAAAGGCAUGCUACACAAAAAGUUUGCUUACUAAGGGGAAAAAGCCAUAACUGGAAUAACAGGUUUCACGUCUGUGGCCUUUUAAAGGUGUGUAUGCCAAUCUAUGUACCACUAUGUGCAUCCUGUAAACUUUUUAGGCCUUUUUAGGGGCCAUUGUUAAGAAGAUGAUGAUUUUUGGUUCAGGUUAAAAGGACAAUACAGCGCCUAACUUGGUUUUUGUUAUUUUUUUAUACAGCCAUGGACAUUUUUGUGAGUAGAGUAUUUUAAAAGAAAAAUCAAAGCAGAAGUAUAGCUAAAUAAACAAAUUAGGUGUAUAUCCCUUAUCUGCUGCAAGGUGAUACAGCUUUUUUUGUUACCCUAAUUUGUUAUUGGGUGGGGAGUUGUACUAGUAUUCUUUAAAAUUUCUUGUAGUAAGUACCUGCUUUUUGUUGUUUUUUGCCAUGUACAGUCUAUAUGUUUUUAUGACCUAACAUAUUUCCUUCCCUCUUUAGCCUUUUUUCUUACCAAUAUAUCAAAGUAUGUUAGGUUACAUGGUUGUGUCCAGAGUAAUCUAAAUUAAUGCUAUAUGCAGGCAUUGCCUUUGCAGUUGGAGGUUUUUGUUUGCACAAUAACUUAUUUUUCAAGAAACCAUCAGGUAUAAGAGAGGACUAUGUAAAAGGGCCCAAGGUUUGCUCUAGGCAAUUUUUGUACCCUUCCAAAGAACUAAAAUGCAGAAAUUAAAUAUUACUGUGUAAAAAAUGUUUAACUUGAUUUUCUUUUUCUGAUUUUAUUUUCCAAGAAUGUUUUCUAUAAUAUGUAGUUUUUUUUUCUAAACUAUAUUGUCUUGUUAAUUAUAAAGUAUAACUAAACCAAAA